AUGCAAGUCCUGUGCAGCCUGCUGCUGCUGCUGGCUGUGGCCGGCCAGGCCCAGGCGGCCAGCCGCGCCCGCUUCCUGGGCCAGAAACAGCAGGCCAGCACCCCCUCCAGCGAGCAGAGCGUUGGGGCUCCCGCCGCCGAGCCCAACGUCACCGCCUUUGACGGCCAACACAGCUUUGGGCUGGGCACUGUGGCCGCUGCUGCCGCCAGCGCUGCCGCCGGUGCGGGCCCCGUGCCCUGGCUGCCGUCUGUCCUGUUCUCGGGCGACGGAACUGCCUUCAGCGAGGCUGUGCCCAACACCGGCAAGGGCUUUGCCUGCUCCUACCGCUACCUCAACGACUGGGCCUCCACCCACUUUGCCGCCAUCAACCGCCCCAUGUGGGAGAAUGGCGACGCGUGCGCCCGCUGCCUCACGUGCGUGGCCGAGCGCUGCGCCACCCGCAGCAAGCGUGUGCAGGUCAUGGUCACGGACCUGUGCCCAGAGUGCAAGCAGGGCGACGUCGACUUCUCCAUCCCUGUGUACCGCGACAUCACCGGCAUGUGGCCCCACCGCCUGGCCAUCCAGUGGGAGUGGAGCGACUGCUCCUCCAACAUCGAGGGAGACAUCCACCUGGCGCCCAAGUCGGUGACGCUGAAUGGCAAGCCACUGGACCGCAACGAGUUCCAGUUCUGGGUGCACGCUGCACCGCUGGCAGACGGCCCGGCGGAGUUUGUGUUUGAGGCGGUCAACGGCAAGAAGGUGCAGGGGCGCUGCGACAAUCCGCAUAAGGAGCAGAGCCUGCCCAACUUUGAGUGA
Molecule: messenger RNA, 795 nt
Organism: Chlorella variabilis
Lineage: Eukaryota; Viridiplantae; Chlorophyta; Trebouxiophyceae; Chlorellales; Chlorellaceae
Exons: 7
Coding region: 1-795 (264 amino acids)
Source: RefSeq, a predicted model, not a curated record